AUGGUAGGUUCAGAAAGGACUCCUAAUGGGUUGCCCCAUACUACUGCUGAGAACGCCCCCCACUGCACAGUUAGCGGUGCACACGCCUUCAUACUCAGGAUCUCGAGUGUGUUUGGAUUGGCGCCAUUAAGAUUUGAAGCUAAAGGCGAAGGGUUCAUCGUUCGAGUCUCGGGUGGCAUGUGUCUUUACAGCUACCUGCUCGUCACCACGCUUGUCGUGUGUACGGUAUGUGGACUUCGCGCGGAAGUUGCUGCAGGUGUCACUAUGUCCGUUCGUAUGUCGUCUCGAGUGGCGCAGUUCGUCUCUGCCUGUGACGUACUAGCUGUGACGCUGACAGCCGGUGCUGGUAUAUACCAGGCACCAGCCCGCAUGAGAGCGAUGAUCUCCUUCAUGGAAACCGUUGCUGCUGUGGACGAAAGCAUUGGGGCAGAGUAUUCACGUUCUAGAGAACGAUGGCUAAGUUUUGCACUUCUGGCUAUUCUCAUCUUUUUUACUAUUCUCGUGGCAGAUGACUUCUGCUUUUACGCUUUGCAAGCUAGGAAGAUCGAUAGAGAGUGGGACGUGGUUACCAACUACGUGGGGUUCUACUUGCUGUGGUACGUGGUUAUUGUGCUUGAACUCCAAUUUGCCUUCACUGCGCUGUCUGUUCGAGCGCGCUUCAGGGCUCUGAACGAUGCACUGGCUGUAACAGCUCGGCAUGUUUCGCAUCCCGAAAACUUCUUCCCUGUAGAAAAAGUGCCAGAGCGUUCGCCAUUGAACGUGUUUGCUAUCCGCAUGUCAACUGACUCUCCGAGGCGGCAGAAUAUCAGUCUUCUUGUUGACUCGCUGCCCACUUCAGUUGAUAGACAGGAAUCUAUUAUACAUAGAGAAAACGGAUGUAUGCGUCUAGCUGUGCCAGCAGGGGAGGCGGUGAGGCGGUUGGCUGCUUUACAAGGAGCGUUAUGUGAGGUCUUACGUCGUGUGGAAUCUGGUUAUGGAGUUCCACUGGCUCUACUUCUACUCUCCGCAUUGAUGCAUCUUAUUGUCACGCCCUAUUUCUUCAUUAUGGAAAUAAGACUGUUAGUUAUUGCAAAAGACUUCCAGGGUAAAAGAACUGAGCAGCUGGUAUGCCGGCUUCUGCGAGCAGCGCCUGCCGGUUCAGGAACCUUGUCUUCGCGUCUCGAAAUGUUCUCGCGCCAGCUUCUAUUACAAUCUGUGUGCUAUUCGCCAAUGGGCCUUUGCACACUUGGACGACCGCUCGUGGCUACUGUAAGACUUUUUCCAAUCAAUGCUAGACUAGAAUAA
Molecule: messenger RNA, 1284 nt
Organism: Leptosia nina
Lineage: Eukaryota; Metazoa; Arthropoda; Insecta; Lepidoptera; Pieridae
Source: the annotation of a GenBank genome assembly